GCCCACCUGUUGAUCACUUUAGAUAAGCUAUUACCAGCAGGACAGUGGGGUGGGAGGAGGUAUUGUUUCAUAUUCUCUGUGUGUAUAUAAAGUCUGCUGCAGUUUCCACGGUAAACAUCCGAUGAAGUGAGCUGUAGCUCACGAAAGCUCAUGCUCAAAUAAAUUGGUUAGUCUCUAAGGUGCCACAAGUACUCCUUUUCUUUUUGCGAAUACAGACUAACACGGCUGUUCCUCUGAAACCUGUCACUCUCAGGUGGGUUUUCUCACUCUUGAACCAUUCUCCUGGCUCUUCUCUGGCCCCUCUCUGAUUGAUCGCUGUCCUUCCUGAACGGCGCACACCAGAGCUAGACACAGGCUCCCAGCAGUGGUCGCACCAAAUCUAGAGGUCAAACAGCCUCUGCUCCAUCUUAAGAUUCCCCUGUUGACAUGCCCCAGGCUCGCACAGGGAGCUCACGUUCAGCCAUAUAUCCGCCACGUCCUCCCAGGUUUCUGCAGGGUCCCGGCUUCCCACAAGAGAGUCCCCCGGCCUGGAAACACGGCCAGCGUCCUUUAAUCCCAGGUGGCUACGGUGAUGUUUAGCCGUGGAUUUGUGACCUUUCUCUAUCGGAAACCUCCUGCACAUCCGAGGUUCGUAUGUCUCCCCGACAAGCAACUAAGGCCGUCCUCCUCCCCUCGACUUCACACAGAACCGUGGGUCAAGUUCGGCGCUUUGCUCUUGUCUCCCUGGCCAGGUCAGAGCGGCUCUAAAAGAAUCUGUAGCUGCAUGCCAGGCUCAGGUGGGACGCUCUAUACUAAAGACAAGACAUCGGCAGGACAGGGCUUCAUCUGGGGCUGGGUACCCCAAGCCCCGACCUUCCAGCCUCCCCGCCUCCAGGCGAGUUUCACCAUCGACACAGAGCGACCUGCGUGUUCCACAUCAGUCCUACCAGAACAAGCCGCUCCACCCCUGGGCGAGGCGGAGGGAACAAGCGAUUCAUGACAGUCUUCACGUUGGGGACGGCAGACAGGAAGAGCUCGGGGCACCACAGCGAGAGGCGUGGGAAUGUCCUAGAUUAUGGCUGCUGCAAAUUGAAAAGCCAUCGACACUCGGCCACGUGAGGCUGGAAGGGGCCUUGAGGGGGUGUCCGGCCCAGCCCCCUGUGCCGAGGCAGGACCAAAUCCACCUAGAUCAUCCCUGGCAAGGGUUUGUCCGAUGUGGUCUUGCAAAUGCCCAUGGAUGGGGAGCCCACAGCUGUUCUGGGGAGCCGGGUCCAUAGUUGAAUUCUCCUCCCCAUUCGAACAUUUCCCCUGAUUGCUCACCAGGAUCUCCGUCGCCAGCAACUCAACGAUCGAUCCCCAGCCUCCUUAGACCAGCCUGGUACGCCUCUGUAGGCCGCUAUCGGCCCUCCUCAGCCAGCUCGUCUCUGGCUGGACCAGGCCUGGUUCUUCCGCCUUUUCCCCAUUGGCUGGGUUUUCUAAUCCUCCCACUCAUUUGGCUCCUCUCCUCUAGACUCUUUCCAAAUGUGGCCAAAUCUCUCUGAAAGUGCAGCACCCCAGAAUGGAGCUUCCCCCCUACCCGGACAAGCAAGCCUUCCUGUGGCUCACACUCGACCCUCCUGUGCACAGGGCACAAGUGAUCCAGUUUGUGAUCCACUAGACACCCCUCCGUGUGCUGUUUUGCGGCACCCCUGCCUAGCCAGCUAUUUCCACCUCACUGGGCCACUGAUUUUCCCUUCCCAGCGCCGUUCUCUGCGCUGGUCUGUUGCGAAGGCCUUCUUGCUGAUUUCAGCCCCAUUCGCCAAUUUUUCAGACCCCUCCCAGUGUGGGCCCAUCCGCAGGUAUCCCAGGCAGGUCGGGAAGGAGUCGGGUUUGAAGUGCUCAGGGUCAAUUUCUCAACCAACCGCAGACUAUGGCCGUAACCCUGGAAACUCAGUGAGAGGCUGAGUCAGGAAACCGCUGCUCGUGCACAAUCAGACUUUCACUGGGUCUCUUCCUGCGGGUGCUGGGGCCCGUUCGGGUUUUAAGGAGGAGCGAGCGUUAACUCUCGGACUCCUGGUGUCUGUCCUCACUGGAUAAUUAGUGACUAAUUGUCUGAUUUCCCCCUCCCCUCUUCCGCCAUCCUAGUUCUGCACCGAUGUGAACAUGGAAAUCGGCAAAUCUCAAGAAAGUGUUAAAGUGAAGGCCAGCCCCAGGAUGUUCAAGGAAUAUUUCCAGUACAAGGGGAUCAGCUUCCCCAGGCUGAUCUACUCGGAGCAGGGGCUGCGGGAGGUGGAGAACGAAUUCCAAGUCCAGGAUGAUGACGUCUUUAACGUCACCUACCAGAAAUCAGGGACCGUCUGGAUGCUGGAGAUCCUGAGCCUCAUCCACAGCAAUGGGGACCCCAGCUGGUGCCGCACGGUCCCUAACUGGGACCGGGGGCCCUGGUAUGAGACUGUCUUGGGCCUCCAGAAGGCACGGAGCAACCAGGCACCCCGGCUCAUCAGCUCCCACCUGCCCGUCCAGCUCUUCGCCAAGUCCUUCUUCCAGUCCAAGGCCAAGGUGCUGUACACAUUGCGGAACCCCAAGGACGUCUUUGUCUCCCUCUACCACUUCGCCCAGAUCUUCCGCCCCUACAAGGAGCCGGGGCAGCUGGACCAGUUCCUGGAGCAGUUCCUGGAGGGAGACGUGCCCUUCGGCUCCUGGUUCGACCACGUCAAGGGCUGGAUGGGCCUGCGGGACCAAGAGAACUUCUUCUGGAUCACCUACGAGGAGCUGCAGCAGGACCUGCGGGGCAGCGUGGAGCGGAUCUGCCAGUUCCUGGGCAAGCCGCUGGAGGCGCGGGCGCUGGACGGGGUGGUGGAGAACGCCUCCUUCCAGGCCAUGAAGCAGAACAAGAUGUGCAACUUCAGCCUGGCCCCCGGGUUCCUCCUGGACCAGACCCAGAGCUCGUUCCUGCGGAAAGGGAUUGCCGGGGACUGGAAGAACCAGCUCACCGCAGCCCAGAGUGAGAAUUUCGACCGGAUUUACCGGGAGCAGAUGCAGGGGCUUGAUCUGAGCUUCCCCUGGGACGAGCCAAGCCCCCAGCCCUCCCCACCCUCUACCAACUGCUCAGGCCCCUCACCGGGCAGCAGCUGAGACAGGAGGGAGUGCAGUGCACUGGUUAGAGCAGUGGGGCUGGGAGCCAGGACUCCUGGGUUUCAGGUUUAACAAUCGAAAACAGGACUCCCAAGGGCGGGGAUAGGGGUGUCCUUGGGCAGUGGGGUGCAUGUUGGGUGCUGGGGGUCAGGUGUCCAGGAGGAGUAGGAUGGGCCCAGGACUCUGUGUUCCCAGUGGCUCCCCGUGGGGCGGGUGAAGCUCAGUAGUUGCGCUAACCACUAGACCCCACUCCCUGCACCCUGUGAGGCCAUGUUAGUGGCCCCUCUGGGAGGUCUCUUGGGAGAGGAUGGAGCUCCCCCCCGCCCCCGGCAGGAUCCCUGCCCCAUUUAGCCCCCACAAGGUGCAGAGGGAGUGGGAGAGGGGUUAGUUCAGUGUGUGUGUGUGUGUGGGGGGGGUGUCAAGGGUCCCCCAGGAUCUGGCCUCCUCUUAACCUGAGAUCUGUAGUAAACACAGAACAAUAAAACUCAUUUCUCGCUGGGUACCUAAUGUGGCCACUCAGGGGGGAGGGAGGUUGGUUGUCUGGGGAUCCCUCACCCAGUGUUGGGCCAGGGCCCGGCAGCGGGGGCUGGGUAUACAGGGACGCCUUGCAGCCCCUCAGGGGUGGGGCACGGGACUGGUUAUCUGAGGACGCCUCGCUUGGUCACACUCAGGGCAGGUCCGGCCCUCUCUCGGCGAUGGGCUCAGGCUCUCAGCACGCUCAGGCAGGGUCUGUCCCCCUCCAGUCACAUUUCCAGACUUUUCUUUGCAGCGUGAGGCCUAGAAACGCCCUGUUCCUUCUGCCCGGCACCUGGCACCGUGCCCAGGCUGGCUUUCGCUCCCCCCACUCCAGCAGCUGAAAGCAGAACCCGAGUCGUGGCCCCAUCACUUUUAUUGUCGCGGGUCGCUGGACAGAACUGUCAACAGCCAGUCCUAGCACGUCUCCAUCCGUGCACAGGGGGCGUGACUGAUCCCCCC
This is a messenger RNA of Caretta caretta (loggerhead turtle), 4068 nucleotides long. RefSeq names its product sulfotransferase 2B1-like. Gene Ontology annotation, molecular function: sulfotransferase activity. The record is from RefSeq and is a predicted model, not a curated record. NCBI's taxonomy places the organism in Eukaryota, Metazoa, Chordata, Testudines, Cheloniidae.